Molecule: messenger RNA, 795 nt
Organism: Saxophila tyrrhenica
Lineage: Eukaryota; Fungi; Ascomycota; Dothideomycetes; Mycosphaerellales; Extremaceae
Exons: 2
Coding region: 1-795 (264 amino acids)
Source: RefSeq, a predicted model, not a curated record
AUGCCCACAACAGUACGGAGACUGUGGAAGCUCAUAUACAAACGACUCGCAGCUAUCACAAGGACGAUCGCGCGCUCGGUCAGCUCUUCUCCGGCCCAAUGCUCACAGCUUCAGUCCCCGUUCUUCAGACUACCGACCGAGUUGCGCGCAAAGAUCUACUUCCUGAUACUGGAGGAUGAAGAGCAAUGCGAGAAUCCUCACUUGACCGUGACGCCGGGGGAAGCCCGCGUACUUGGGAAGAAUGCAUGGCUGAGCCGUGUCUCAUGCGCAAGGAACCUGAAACGUUUGCUACGAACAUGCCGACGCUUGCGUGAUGACUUGAACAGCGACAUCCUAUACGUCCUCGCCACGAGCGAGUUCAUCUACCCCUCUCUCGACAAAGCAAAGCAGCACUCUGCCAGUCUAUCGCCUGCGCAGAGAAAAUUCAUUAAGACCAUAACGCUCGAUGUCAGCUGUUAUCUCGAUGUCUCACCAGAUGGCUACCACGACAUUGCUGAGGAAGGUGACCGCCACGAGCGUCGUCUGCAUGAUCUGGAUGAACUCGGCUUCUCGGAAACAAGGCCAGCGAGCGAGCAUGCAGAUGCUCUUCUGGACGACUCUCCGGCUAAAUUUCUCGGCGUACACCAACACAUCAACUCCGUCAUAUUCGACUUUCGCGGUGUUCGGGUGCACCAUGCUCAUUUGCAGCAGGACUGGAUUGAAUUUGAGGUAGGUGAGACUCUUCAAAGGGAAGAGGCGAUGCAGCAAAGCGAUGUCAUCGUGAAACUGUGGUCGUCGUCCAAGGAGUGGCCGUAG